AUGAAGGGUGUGCGAGUAUGCCUCUUUAUUAAUUUACUAUGUGUAUUAGUCACAUAUGGCUUGGCUUACGGUAAUACACAAGCAGAACUCAAUCAGAGCUACAGCGUUGAGCUUGAGCAAGUCAAUUUGCCGCUAAAGCUGACAAAGAACAGUGAAAAAGUCAAUGAGUUCAAAUUCUGGGGCGUCAAUGUCUACGACAAGCGAAGUAGUAUGGAUCCAUUCGAUACCAAUAACCCAUCCAUGCCUCGAGGGUGGGGGACUAAUCAUGCCAACGCAUCCUACCACAAGAACAGUGAGCCACUUAUUAUUGGUAUUAGUGUCGUACUCGCUUCCGUGAUAGUCUUCACAAUGUUCGGGACUAUCGUGUGGAGGCGGCGGCGGAAAUCCAAAUCCCGAACUAAGCUUAAAAAGAGCGAGAGUGGUUUUGAUGGCGAUCAGGAUGAGCCUAAAAGUACCACCUCGUUUGUCAGGAAGCGGAGGAACCCGCUCAAAUACCUUAAACAUAGGAAAGGCAGGAAAAUACAUCAUGUGCCUUCUCUCCGUUCCAUAAUCAGCCCAUCAAUCAACAACAACAACGAUAACGAUAACGAGGAGGAGAGAGGCGAGUUACUCAGUCACGACACAGGGAGGAAUCGAGCUAGCGAGGGUGAUGAUGACAACAGUCGGGGACUUGGGGGAGUUGAGCAAGCUGAGCAAGUCAACCAAGAGACUUUGACUCAAAUUCAGCCACGUCAACGCAAUGACGAUAAUGAAAAUGAGCACCACGAGCACCACGAGCAUCAUGAAUCGCCACCUCCAUUCCCAUUAGACCGCGACACAGACUCAGGCGCACUACCAGCUCUACCUCCGGCAUACAGACCUAACUCGCAAAGACCGACAACAUCAAGACGAGCACCGAGUACGACACGCCAAACGGAAAAGUCACGCUAUAUUAACAGUCGAGGCAAUAACGAUCUCGAGGAGCUGGAAGAAACGCCAGAACCAGCGACGAGUGAUAGUGAUAGUGAGAAUGACAACAGUGCUCAUCAUCUCACUGCUCAUAUUGCAAUUGAUGAUAAAGAUCAUUUGCGGAAUCUACAUAUGGCUUCUUCAUCGCCAUUUGGAGAUGACGAGCAACGGCGGCAUGAUGCAUCAGUUCCAGUGGCUAAUGUUGACGGUGAUGGCUAUGAGACUGUGGAAGAAGGGUUUUGGAAGCAGCCCGAUCAUGAUAAUUCCGAUACCAAGAAGAAAGAUUUAAUGCCUAGUUUACCACUUCCUCCUACCGCAUUUGAACCGACGUUCAGUCCAUUUGAUCUACCUUAUUCUGAUGAGUCGAAUAACGAUCAUAUUAUACCACCUGCGCCGUCUGCACCGCCUCCUUCACACAACACUCGAACGAUUGAAGCAAGUGCACCGCCACUUGAGACUGACGACGGCCAUUCACAGUAA
This is a messenger RNA of Wallemia ichthyophaga EXF-994, 1428 nucleotides long. RefSeq lists its product as uncharacterized. Lineage: Eukaryota; Fungi; Basidiomycota; Wallemiomycetes; Wallemiales; Wallemiaceae. Bases 1 to 1428 code for a protein of 475 amino acids. The transcript has 2 exons. The record is from RefSeq and is a predicted model, not a curated record.